UUUAUGUUUUCAGUAGCAACCGUGAGUUAAACUGAACAAAGUCGUUGUAAAAGGCUGAAACAUGUCAACCCUCCGGGAUGAGACGGCAGCAGAUGUGCCGGUCAAGGACGUCACGGUGGACCUCUCCAGACUCACACCGGCUCCACCAGAGUCGUCGACCUAUCAGCACGCCCGUGCGCGACUGGACAUCUCGCGUGUGUCCCGGGAGGAGCUGGAGGACCGCUUCCUGCGGCUGCAGGAGGAGACGCUGCAGCUCAAACAGCACAGCCACAAACGGGAUGAUCUAAUCAAGAAGUGA
Messenger RNA from Maylandia zebra (zebra mbuna), 298 nucleotides. RefSeq names its product RPGRIP1 like (gene rpgrip1l). Gene Ontology annotation, cellular component: photoreceptor connecting cilium. The record is from RefSeq and is a predicted model, not a curated record. Gene Ontology annotation, biological process: retinal rod cell development; non-motile cilium assembly. NCBI's taxonomy places the organism in Eukaryota, Metazoa, Chordata, Actinopteri, Cichliformes, Cichlidae.